GCCGUCUUUUCUCUCUGUGAAAUAAAACUCUCCUUUCAUCUCGGAGGGCGAUGGGCCGGUGGCUGCAGAAUUAGGGGGUCGCUGCACCCCGUAUGACGGCGGAGUCUUCUCUGAUCAGACGCGAUAAAAGACGGAGGAGAACGAGACGCUCGGCUCACCACAUCCAUCCAUCGAAGAUUCUCCCGUCCCACCGAUCCGCCACGAUGACGUCUCCGGUGAAGGUCUAUUACAGCCAAACCACCCAGACAGAUAGCCGGCCCCUUAUUGCUUCCAGCCUGAGGCGGAGGCGUGUGAUGACCAAGGAUGGGCGGAGUAACGUGCGUAUGGACCACAUCACUGAUAAGAGUUUCCUCUACCUCAAGGACCUAUGGACGACAUUCAUUGACAUGCAAUGGCGAUACAAGCUGCUUCUAUUCUCUGCCACAUUUGCUGGAACUUGGUUUAUUUUUGGGGUGAUCUGGUAUUUGGUGGCCUUAGUCCACGGUGAUCUCCUGGAAUUCAACGCACCGGCUAACCACACCCCCUGCGUCAUGCAGGUCCACACUUUAACUGGAGCGUUCCUCUUCUCGCUGGAAUCACAGACCACCAUUGGCUAUGGCUUCCGGUACAUCAGCGAAGAAUGUCCUCUGGCCAUCAUUCUGCUCAUCAGUCAGCUGGUUUUGACCACAAUCCUGGAAAUUUUUAUCACUGGAACUUUUUUGGCAAAAAUUGCUCGCCCAAAAAAAAGAGCGGAGACUAUCAAAUUCAGCCAGAAUGCCGUGGUGGCCCAAAACGAAGGCAAGCUCUGCCUCAUGAUUCGAGUGGCCAACAUGCGCAAAAGUCUACUCAUUGGAUGCCAAGUGACUGGAAAACUCCUUCACACCCAGGCCACGAAAGAGGGCGAGAACAUACACCUAAAUCAGAUCAAUGUGGACUUCCAGGUGGACACCUCGUCUGACAGUCCCUUUCUAAUCCUGCCACUCACUUUCUAUCAUGUGGUCGAUGAGGCAAGUCCUCUCAGAGAUGUGGCCAUUCGUUCGGGUGAAGGGGACUUUGAACUGGUGGUCAUUCUUAGUGGGACAGUGGAGUCCACCAGUGCAACCUGUCAGGUCAGAACAUCCUACCUUCCCGAGGAGAUUUUAUGGGGUUACGAGUUCACCCCAAUCAUUUCUUUGUCUUCCAGUGGAAAGUAUGUAGCAGACUUUACUUUAUUUGAUCAAGUCCUCAAAGUGUCUCCGCCAUGCUGCUUUCACGAGGCUGUUCGCUAUGGAGACCCCGAAAAGCUGAAACUUGAAGAAUCAUUCAGGGAUAAGUCCGAGAAAGAAGGAAGCCCAUUGAGUGUCAGGAUCAGCAACGUAUGAUCUCUAGUCCUAGACACCAUUCUAUAGUAGAAGCCGGCUCAACCCAGCCAGGCACACUAUACACUGAUGCCUUAUAUCCUAACUUCUAGGGGAAUGUAGAAAACCCACCAGCUGAAUGUUUCCUCCAGGACACUUUCAUCUGGAGAAUUGGCGAUUUGUGUGAAUUUGUUUAGCAGCCGAAUUGUAAGCUAUUCUGGAGGUGCGAGAGGUGGAAUGUUCGGCAAUGAGAUCCGUUUCAGAAGAUCCCCCUCAGGACCUUCUCCUAGAGGAGUGUUUAUGUACAUCCAUCCAAUCAAUGAAUCUAGAGACACCCUUCUCUCUGAAUUCUGCCUCAUCUGCCAUGUCAAUGGACCACAUGGUGGGGUGGGGGCAGCCAUCCUAAUACAUGGGGCCAUUUCUUGAAAGUUUAUGGCCAGAACACUUUUUUUUGUUCCUGUUUGCACAGCACCACUUCUGUUCUACAAGAUGAUCAGUGCCUUCAAGUAGUAAGCAGAAAUCUGAACCAGGCAUCAUCGGGGGAACUGACUGAAUCCGAGACGGGAGGGAGGACGACGAGUGAAUUGCUGCUAUAGAGAGACAUGAAAAGUCUAAAACGUUAGAGAAUAAGUGAUUAACUUCUCGAAUACUAACCCAGCACCUUAUGCAUGAAUGUAUGUGACAAUGUCAAUGUAGUCUACUGUCUGGGGACAGAGCUAAUGUAUAGUCUACUGCAAGGGACAUCCUAUGGAGGGACAAAGAUGUAUGGUCUACCGCAGGGGACAUCACAAGAAAGGGACCAAGUCAAUGUAGAGUCUCUGGGGACAUCCUAUGAGGGAACAAAGUCAAUGCAGAGUCUACUGUAAGGGAUAAAGCCGAUGCAUAGUCUACUGUAAGGGAACAGCACAAGAAAAGGGACAAAGCGGAUGUAUAGUCUACUGUAAGAGUCAUGCCAUGAGGGACAAAGCCAAUGUAUAGUCUACUGCAAGGGGUAUCCUAUGGAGGGAUAAUAAAAUGUAUGGUCUACCACAUGGGACAUCACAAGAAAGGAACCAAUGUGGAGUCUCUGGGGACAUCCUAUGAGGGAACAAAGCCAAUGCAGAGUCUACUGUAAGGGAACAGCACAAGAAAAGGGAUAAAGCAGAUGUAUAGUCUACCAUAAGGGGACAUCCCAUGAGGGACAAAGUCACUGUAGAGUCUACUGCAGGGGACAUCCUCUGGGAGGGACAAAGAUGUAUGGUAUACUGCAGGGGACAUCACAAGAAAGGGACCAGGUCAAUGUAUAGUGUACUGUAAAGGGACAUCCCAUGAGGGACAAAGCUGAUUAUAUAGUCUACUGCAAGGGUCAUCCCAUGGAGGGACAAAGAUGUAUGGUCUACCACAGGGGACAUCACAAGAAAGGGACCAAUUCAAUGUAGAGUCUCUGGGGACAUCCUACGAGGGAACAAAGCCAAUGCAGAAUCUACUGUAAGGGAUAAAGCCGGUGCAUAGUCUACUGCAAGGGGACAUCCCAUGAGGGACAAAGUCAAUAUAUAGUCUACUGCAGGGGACAUCCUAUGGAGCGACAAAGAUGUAAGGUCUACCACAUGGGACAUCACAAGAAAGGGACCAGGUCAAUGUGGAGUCUCUGGGGAUAUCCUAUGAGGGAAGAAAGCCAGUGCAGUCUACUGUAAGGGGACAUCACAAGAAAAGGGAUAAAGCGGAUGUAUAGUCUACUGUAAGGGGACAUCCCAUGAGGGACAAAGCCACUGUAGAGUCUACUGCAGGGGGAAUCACAAGAAAGGGACCAAGUCAAUGUAUAGUCCACCGCAAGGGACAAAGCUGAUAUAAGAGUCAUCCCAUGAGGGACAGAGCCGAUUAUAUAGUCUACUGUAAGGGUCAUCCCAUGAGGGACAGAGCCAAUGUAGAGUCUACUGCAGGGGAAAUCAUAAGAAAGGGACCAAUUCAAUGUAGAGUCUCUGGGGACAUCCUACGAGGGAACAAAGCCAAUGCAGAGUCUACUGUAAGGGGACAUCACAAGAAAAGGGACAAAGUGGAUGUAUAGUCUACUGUAAGGGGACAUCCCAUGAGGGACAAAACCACUGUAGUCUACCGCAGGGGACUUCACAAGAAAGGGACCAAGUCAAUGUAUAGUGCACUGCAAGGCAGGGACAUCCCAUGGAAGGGACAGAAUGUUUCCAAUCUAAUAGACUUUGGUAGAAAUUAAACAAAUUAAUAAAGAGUUUGAUAUGCA
This is a messenger RNA of Rana temporaria (common frog), 3549 nucleotides long. It is a transcript of the gene KCNJ10, whose product is annotated as potassium inwardly rectifying channel subfamily J member 10. Bases 93 to 1340 code for a protein of 415 amino acids. Gene Ontology annotation, molecular function: inward rectifier potassium channel activity. The record is from RefSeq and is a predicted model, not a curated record. Lineage: Eukaryota; Metazoa; Chordata; Amphibia; Anura; Ranidae. The transcript is spliced from 2 exons. Gene Ontology annotation, biological process: potassium ion import across plasma membrane; regulation of monoatomic ion transmembrane transport. Gene Ontology annotation, cellular component: plasma membrane.